Messenger RNA from Pleuronectes platessa (European plaice), 3633 nucleotides. RefSeq names its product E3 ubiquitin-protein ligase Topors. The record is from RefSeq and is a predicted model, not a curated record. Gene Ontology annotation, molecular function: metal ion binding; ubiquitin protein ligase activity. Gene Ontology annotation, biological process: protein polyubiquitination; protein monoubiquitination. The coding region runs from base 1 to 3633 and encodes 1210 amino acids. NCBI's taxonomy places the organism in Eukaryota, Metazoa, Chordata, Actinopteri, Pleuronectiformes, Pleuronectidae. The transcript has 7 exons.
AUGGCGCCCACGCGGAUGAAACUGCGCGUGCGUCGCCGUGAUGCUGCAGGUCCAGGUCCAGCGAGGGCGGUGGUCGCGGCAGAGGACGCCUCGCCCGACUCCAAGUGCCCCAUCUGUCUGGACCGCUUCAACAACCUGGCGUACCUGGACCGAUGCCUGCACCGCUUCUGCUUCCCCUGCAUCCAGGAGUGGUCCCACAACAAGGCCGAGUGCCCGCUCUGCAAGCAGCCGUUCGCCUCCAUCUUGCACUCGGUCCGCGCCGAGGACGACUUCAAGGAGUACACGCUGCGGCCGCCGCCGGCCAACAGCAGCGUCGCCGCCACGGUGGCGAUGGUGGCGGCGAUGGCGUCAGCGGCAAGGAGCAACCAUCAAAUGAGGUUGAUGUUACGGAGACACCGGACGGCCGACGUCUCUCCCGUGGUGGCGGAGGACAGUGGAGAGGGAGAAGACCUGGACCAGCAGAGGACGAGGGGAGGAGCCGACCUGGCGGAGCGAGGGGUGAUCUUUGAGGGACUGACGGGCCUCGGGGGGGCGAGGACGCACAACGACCGGGCCACACGGCGGCUGAUGACCCGUCUGGCAACAAGGCAGCGGCUGCAGCGAGACGGUGGAACCGUGCGGCGUCUGAGGGAGAGAGAGACGGUGGCGUUCCGCCGCGCUCUCUACCGCUGUGGCAUACGGGUCCGUGGCGUGAACCAGGGGCAGCAGUGUGACAUCACAGCAGAGAGCUUCCGUCGGAACCCCGUCCACUUGAACAAACUUCGCCCCUGGCUGCGCCGGGAGCUCACGGUGCUCUACGGCGCUCACGGCACGCUGGUGGACAUAGUCCAACGCAUCAUCAUGGCCCAGCUCGCCCGCCACGGCCUGGAGGACUCGCCCACCAUCGAGGACGAGCUGCGUCCGUUCCUGUUGGCCCGCACCGACCACUUCCUGCACGAGCUGGUCAACUUCGCCCGCUCGCCACUCAGUCUGGAAAACUAUGACUUGCAGGCGGUGUAUGAGCCGCCGGCCGCCGCCCUGGAGCUGGACGGGAUGAGCAGCCCGUCCGACAGCAGCUCUGUCAUCGCCAUAUCAGAGGGCGAGGAGAACGAGGCUGGAGGAGGCUCAGAGGAUGUCUUCCAAACAAGCAGCUGCCUCAGUCUGACGGGUUGGGAUGACGAGACUCCAGGCCCCUCCUACUCCACUGCUGAGCCUUCCUGUUCGCUUGCCUCGCUAUCGUAUAGCCCCGCCCUACAAGAGGCAGCCAAUCAGGAGGGGGAGAAGGGGGAGGAGGAGUGUCUGAUAGUGGGAUACAAGAAGCCGAUCGCAGAGAGAACUCCUGAGCUGGUGCAGCUGUCAUCCGACUCCGAGAAUGAGGAGGGGAAGGAGAAGACGACGGAGAAGCUGCCUCCUCUCGCCACCACCCCUCCUCCUCUUUCUUACAUACCCACAAUCCCCCCCUCCACAUCUGCCGCCUUCCAGGAGGAGCCGGACGACAAGAAGAAGGAGAAAGAUGGCGAAGUGGGCGGGCGUUGUUCACGUGCACGUUCAUGGUCUGCCAGCUCUGGAAGGAGCCCGGAGACGGUGUGCACGCUCAGCCCCGGCGAGCGGCAGGAGGACAGCCGGAGAGACUGGAAGCAGUCCAGCAGUGAGACGGCCAAGGAGAAGGAGAAGGAGAAGAGGAAGAGGAGGAAGACGGGGCCGGACAGGAGCGGAACUCUGUGCAACCCAAACCGCUCCAUCUAUCCCGCCAUGAUGUGCCACCCCUCACAAUCCCCUUCACCGUUCCACUCAAGCGUAGAGUCCAGUUCUCCACCCGACUCCAGCUGUGAGUACCGCUGCUCCCCUCUCACCUCCUCCGCCUCCUCCCCAUCACACUCCUCCUCGGCCUUCUGCUUCUCCCCGCUGCUGUCGUCGCCCCUUCGGCAGACGCCGCCCUUGCUCUCCCCCGGCGACGCUCACCACAGAGACAAACCCGGCGGGAAGAGGAAGUACAAGAGCCGCCACCUAGACAGCAACGACCAGGACCCGACCUGGAGGCCCCUCAGUGGGAACCCUGGAGAGAAGCAGCGGGAGAGGAGGAGGAAAAGGGGGAGAGACGGUGGGAGGAGGAGAGAUACACAGAGGAGGGAGAGUGUUGGAAGUGACAGCCACAGCAAGAGGUACCGAGACGACCGCAGUCCCAGCGUGGAGAUCAUCUACGAGGGCACGAUCCUCUCCGACGCAGCGCACCCCCCCGCCAGGAAGCGCCGCAGGAAACGCCACCGGAAGACCCGACACAGCAGCUCUCCAGUCAUCAUCACCCUCGACAGUGACACCAGCCACGAUAAUGAGGUCAUCAACAGACCCGGUGGCGGCAGCAGCAGCAGCAGUCCCCUCAGCAGCCAGCAGACCGUCGACUUCUCCGACCUCCCUCCGCUCCCGUUGGUGCAUUCCGCCGGUGUGGGCGGGGCCUUGGAUGAGGAGAUCGGCGACCUGCCCGUGGACAUCCUGGACAGAGGGUCAGACGGGUCGGAGGCGGAGCCAGCGGGUCCCAUCCGCGUCGACAUCAGCAGCGAUCACGAUGUGGACGUGGAGAACGUGGAGGAGGGCGUGUCCCUGUCGGCGUGCCGCCCUCAGCCAACCGGAGACAACCGGUUCAUCCCCAUAACGACCGAUCAUCGCAAAAGAAGAUCUGACCUCUCGACCUCUGACACUCGUCUCCUAGCAGCCAUCCUCGACGACCUGGAGGGAAUCGCUGCUCCUACAUGUGACCUCUCUGUGACCUUUGAACCCGGUCGUUCACCCGACUCGAGGACAAAGCGUUUUCAGGAUCUGCACGAGGCUCGUUCGAAGCCGAGAGUUCCUGACGUCACUGAGCUGCCGCCGGGUCGUAAGUCCCCCCCGCCGCUGCCUCCUCUUCAGCAGAUGGACUUCAGGGUCGGAGAGGACGGGGGGCACGUCCCCCCGCUCCUCAGACAGGCCAGUCCGGUGCGAGCCCACAACAGAAACACGCCUCCACCAUUAAAACACAAAGAUGCAGGAAGUCCUCACCCGUCCCCAGCUGACCGCCUCUCGCCUCACUCCUCUGCUGACCGCCGAUCAAAUCCCGCUGCUGACGCCCGCUUGGCCCCUGAGGCCAUCGCCCCCAGUUCAGCCCUGAAGAAACAUUUCAAAAGCUCUCUGGCGUCGAGAGGAGUCGUGGCGCCUGACCCACCCGUCAGCGGCUGGUCCAAAGAGAAGCUGCCUCACAAUCACUCUACCUCCGGAGGCGAUCCCACUUUCAGGCCCGCCUCCUCUCGGGUGGCGCCCGCCGACUCCACAGUUUCCAGUAGUGGUGUUGCAGGAGACUUCCCAGCAGCUGCAGAGCGACUGACGGACAGGUUUUCAGUCGUCAGCCGCGGGGACACGUCACCACCUGUAGAUUUGCACUCUAUGAAUCCGUCUCCAGCCACUGACGGACACUUCAACCACGCAGCCUCACCCACGUCACCCAGAAAGUGUCUUUCUGAACCUCCGGUCGAGUCGCUCUCAAAACACUCAACUGAUUUAAACCAUCAGAACCACUUUGAUCCUGUGGACGCUCACAGGGACGAUGGCGUCACGUCCUCCCCACACAACCAGUGGAACUCUAACUCCUCCACUGACGCCCACUCGGACUCGUUCGCCCUUUGA